AUGGUCAAUACAGGUCGUCCUAGCAGUGGUUGCGAGACAUGCCGCCGACGGCGAGUCAAGUGUGAUCUGCGCCGCCCUGGCUGCUAUCGCUGCGAAAAGCUUCGCCAGCCAUGCUCUGGCUAUCGGUCUCUAAACAGUCAAGACUCUGUGUUCCGCAUUCAGACUCAGUCUUCAUACGGUCCUCGCAGCUGGCAGAAGCCUUCUGCACGCCAUCGGCCCAAGUCGCCGAGAGUGGAACGUCUACCGGAAAAAGAAGACUUGUCUGUAUCGAUAUGUAGUCCUGUGGGCUCCUGGGAUUCGCAUGUCAUACCUCUCAUCUUAAGCCAAUUCUCAGCGUCGAUACCGGAUGGGAGAGCAAGUCGUGUUUAUAGAUCCCUUGGGUCCACCUUCGAUCUUCUACAAAGUGUCGAAUCAGGAUCACUACUUUAUCUGGCCUCUCGUGCUGUGGGCUCUGCCUACUUCGCGAACAAAACGCGAUCUUCUAACUUUACCUCAAUUCACCAGCACUUGUACGGCAAAUCUCUGCGUGUUUUAAAGGAAGCCCUGCAGGACUCACGGAUACGGAAAGAAGACUCCACCUUUAUGGCUGUUUGGUUCCUUGGCCUAUAUGAGUUGAUUGUAGGUGCACCACCUCCCGAUGGGACGGACCUUGGCCCCUCGAGUUGGGAUGUCCAUAGUCGUGCUCUUAUAUCUUUUAUACGCAUGAGAGGCCCCGAACAAUUUAAUUCAAAAAGAGGUUGUCAGCUUUUCCAACUAGCCUACCAUAGUAUUGUGGGUCCUAUCUUCAAGCACCAUUUUCCCUUCUCCUUACUGACGGUUGCACAGCAAGUCCAAUACCUACAAACAGGCUGCCAUCCUCCGCCAGAAGCGACUGAGUGGUUUAACAGCACCAAAGAUUGGAUCUCCACGGCUAAGAUCAUCUUUGUGCCAUUGUUCUCCUACUGCGACAAAGCUGCGCGACUCUGCAGUAAUACUCAGCAUUUGAUCCAACAAUUCUCUCCUGAAAACGUUUUUGGGGUCAUACAUAAUAUAUUUGAAUCGUGCAAAGAACUGGAAAUAUCUAUGCAAGAUCGUUUCAGAGAAGUCAUCAGAUACCCAUAUAUGGUUACCGUUGCCGAAUCUAUAGAAAGUCUUAUGAGUAUCACAGUUGGCCUUCAUAUGCAAAACCACAUCGACGCCUGCCUCCUCCGGAUAGACCAAAGUAUGUUACAGCUUUUGUCUCAUCUUUCUGAGCAGCCUGGGCAUUCGACUGCUCAGCUGGAGGAAAUAGAGCGGCUACGACGACUCACCGUUUUGCAGUCACAGGGUAGGGCAGAUCGAAUUUUAGAGACUGUGCCCCGUCUUUUACCCCUCUCCAUCUCUAAUUCCAUGGGGGAAAACGGUAACUGGGCAAAUUCGCUGAGACUGCUAUGGCCACUUCGAUUGGUGGCGUCGUCGCCUUUCUUACUCGUUAGGCAGAAUGCAUCGGCUAGUUCUACCUUGGCGAGAAUCGGAUAUGAAGUUGGAAUCAUGCAAGCUGUGGGGGGCUACCUUCCUGCGUACCAGAAGCUUAUAACUACGCCCUGUCUACGAAGCGUGCCAUGA
Molecule: messenger RNA, 1584 nt
Organism: Talaromyces rugulosus
Lineage: Eukaryota; Fungi; Ascomycota; Eurotiomycetes; Eurotiales; Trichocomaceae
Exons: 3
Coding region: 1-1584 (527 amino acids)
Biological process (GO): regulation of DNA-templated transcription
Molecular function (GO): zinc ion binding; DNA-binding transcription factor activity, RNA polymerase II-specific
Source: RefSeq, a predicted model, not a curated record